UUUUUGAAAAAUAAACUUUUCUAUCUUGGCUUUUAGCAAGCAAAAUACAUUAAAAAAAACCAGUGUAUGCCAUUCUGAAAAAGAAAUGAAUGACUCCUUGAAAUACUCAUAUCCUGCAAUACUGCUUGGCUGACCAAGAAGAAUAAUUAUGAUUUUUUUUCUUUUUACUUUAAAAUUGUGAAUUUUCUUGUAGAUGCUUUUUUUAAUGGCUCAACAGUUUAAUUUCCUCCAAGAGUGAUUCUUUGUCUUCUGUUGUUACAAGGUAAAAAUUACAAGUGCUGGUAACUGAAACUGUGUCUGUGGCAGAACUGUGACCUUUGGAGGGUCAUGAGGGGUUUGUGGCAAGUUGUCUCUGCAGUUACCAAAGGAGGAAGAGUGAAAGGUUGAUAAUUCUUGAACUGAUAUGGGAAGGUGGAGAGACCCUACUUAGCUGUAGAGGAUUCAGUUUAAUAUUACUAGUCUAAGAUUUUAUUUUCAGCAUAAGACACGCUUUAAUUGUUCUAAAAACAAAUAAUGUUUGUUCACUUUCAUUACAGAGGUAGCGGUAAAACCUGGUGCUAAUUCAUUAGAUGUGAAGUGAGUAGAGCAUUGAGCCUGGAUAAGUUCUAGAUUCCCCUUGCUUGGAAGUCAGGGACAGCUCAUAACUGAAAGUUUCUUGUGAAAAUACUGCUCUGAAGUUAUGGACCCAUUUUUUUGGUAGUUUUAAGUCACUGUGCUUACUUAGGAUGUGUGUAGCUAUUCCCCUUUUUUUGUUUGUUUUUUAAAAAAAAAGUCAAGAAGCAGAAGAAGAUGUCAAAUGUAAGUAGAUAGCAGUGUUAGUUUGGUAGGUAGGACUUUACAGAUUUGCUGAAAUGAAGUUUUGAUUGCUUAUAUUCUGUUUACAGUCCUUGGGUUUUCCAACACCUUUUGGCUUUGCUUACAGAGCGUCUGAACUGCUCAAUAGACUUGAGCUGUAGAAGUUGAACAAGAAAUAGUUUCAUCUUAGCUGAAAGCUAUUAGUAUUGUAAUAGCUGAAGUUUAUUUUUAUGAAGCUGAACUGAUCUAGUUAAGUACAGAUAGAAGUACUUGUUAAGUUGUGUACUGUAAUAACAAAAGGACUGCUGUGAGGAAGUGAAUCCUAUGGGCUGCUGUUCACCAGGACUAGUUCUUAUGGCUUGCAUACUGAGCUGUUUCUGUGUUUUUUGCAGCCUCACAUACUGCUCUUCUUCAUUCCCAGCUUUCUUGCAAAUUGCUUUUGUCUGAUCAAGCUGAAUCUGUUGGAUGAUGUUAUCCAUUUAGUGAUCUAUCUUAGUGCAUCAUAGAUCUGUCCACUCCUAGUGCAGUCAUCAAUAAUAGAUCUGAAACAGCCAUUCAUUAACAUGAUGUAGCUGUACUGAAGGUUCUAAACUGACCCUAGCAAUUUAUAACAAAGUUCACGGAUCGAAGAAAUGUAGAUCCUUCCAUCUCUAAAUGUUGCAUCUGUUUUUCCACCUUAAACUCUUCGUUAUUGUCUUGUUCAAAUGCUAACAUUAGUAUUGAUAGUUGGCUCUCCUUACAUCUCUUCUUGCCUAUUUUCCCCUUUUAUAGUCUUACUCCUUUAGUUUCUUCCAAGUCAGUGGCAUGCUUUCUACUGCUGGCUGACUGUUUCAGAUCUCAUGGAAACCUUUCUUUUUCACUCUUCUCUGUAUUUUUAUUUCAGAUAUCCUUUGAACUUAGAUUGUCUCCAUGUUCUGUUCCUGUGUUGAUGUAUUUUUGCACGGGAGAGUCUGUGACAGUGACAUUAUUUCCUUGUCAAUUUUGGAUUGCCAUUUCCUAUCUUUCUGACAAGCCAACUUUUUUUUUCUUCCUUCUAUUCGUGUCUCUUGUAUCUUUCCCAUUAUCAGUCUCUAUUUCAGGCUCUGAGGUAACUUAAAUUGUGCUUGCGUUCCCUCUCAGGACAAAGCUUUUAAACUAUUACACAUGACUAUAGUGGAUGUGUGCUGUGUUUGCGGAACUUGGCCCUAACCUAAUUAAAACAGAAAGUGUCUGAACGUGGGAACAAGAGAAACCCUGACCAGCUGUUAUGGAGAAUAUCUUCAAAGAAACUGAGGGAUUUUAUGCUGAUAUGAAGCCUCUCGGCCCUCUGACCAAACCCUCACCUCAGAGAGUAGAACUUAGCCACUGGGAAAGACUCCUGUGCUGAUACUGCAAUGCCGAGUCCCAGCUUGACCAGUGUGAAGAGCUGUCCUUUGAAGAAGAGGAUCUAUUUCCUGCUGAAACUCGUGUGCUUUGUCAGCUCUGUGCUGGUAUUUUGUGAAUUUUUCAUUUAUUACAUGGUAAUUUUUCAAUGUCGAUGGCCGGAUGUGAAAGGUGGGGCUCACACAGGUAAUGAAGAGACCUCAACUUCAGUCCUGAAGGCCAUGUUUUUAGCUGAUACUCACCUGCUUGGUGAAAUCAAAGGACAUUGGCUGGAUAAACUACGAAGGGAAUGGCAAAUGGAGAGAUCUUUCCAAACUGCUUUGUGGUUACUGCAGCCAGAUAUUGUUUUUAUUCUGGGAGAUGUCUUUGAUGAAGGAAAAUGGGACUCACCUCAGGCAUGGGCAGAUGAUGUCAGGAGAUUUCAGAAAAUGUUUAAGUAUCCAGUUAGUACUGAGCUGGUGGUUAUUGUUGGGAAUCAUGACAUCGGGUUUCAUUAUGAAAUGACCACUUACAAGGUACAUCGAUUUGAAAAAGUUUUCAACUUUACUUCAGGAAAGCUAAUAACUCGAAAAGGAACAAACUUUGUCCUCGUGAACAGCGUGGCCAUGGAGGGCGAUGGCUGCACCCUGUGCCGCACUGCAGAGGCGAAGCUGGUGGCGCUUUCUCACAGACUGAACUGCUCCCAGCAGGAACUGAACCAUCCCGAGAAGAGGUGCAGUGAUGCAGAAAAGCCUCCAGCUUCACAACCAAUCCUUCUGCAGCAUUACCCUCUCUAUCGGAAAAGUGAUGCAGAAUGCAGUGGAGAAGAUGCUGCCUCUCCGAAGGAGAAGACCAUCCCAUUUAAAGAGAAGUACGAUGUGCUGUCUCAGGAAGCAUCACAAAAGCUGCUGUGGUGGUUCCAUCCCCGCCUGAUUCUCAGCGGGCACACGCACAGCGCCUGCCAAGUGCUGCACGCGGGGGGGAUCCCGGAGAUCAGCGUCCCGUCGUUCAGUUGGAGGAAUAGAAACAACCCUAGUUUCAUCAUGGGCAGCAUAACACCAACUGACUUCUCCCUCCACAAAUGCUUCCUUCCACGUGAGAGCAGAGUCUUCGCUAUAUACUGGGCAGCAGGAGCCCUGCUCGUCGUCCUGGUGCUAGCUCAUUUUCAGCUUCUCACUCCACCAUUUUAUUUUGCUCAGCGUUUAAUCAGUAAGCAUAAAGCAGCAUGAAGAGCCAGACAUCUGCAUUCAGUCACUGAAAUACCAAAGCUGAGAACAGUCAAACAUCAGACUAUAUUCAUGCCAGCAAAUGACCUAAAUUUGAUUGCUAGUCUGAAGGCAGGUUGCAUUUACACAUACCAUAGAAGUCCUAUACAGCUGAUAUGACUACUACAGGAUAAAUAAUUAACUGAAAUGAACGUUCCAUGCUGUACAAAAAUACUGUAUUCUACAAUCAAAUGAGUCCUUUUCCUGCUAUAAUUUUUGUAUCAAAUAUGUAUAUUAAAAGUGUAACUGUACAUUA
Messenger RNA from Centrocercus urophasianus (Greater sage-grouse), 3657 nucleotides. RefSeq names its product metallophosphoesterase 1 (gene MPPE1). Gene Ontology annotation, cellular component: endoplasmic reticulum-Golgi intermediate compartment. Gene Ontology annotation, biological process: GPI anchor biosynthetic process; endoplasmic reticulum to Golgi vesicle-mediated transport. Gene Ontology annotation, molecular function: phosphoric diester hydrolase activity. Lineage: Eukaryota; Metazoa; Chordata; Aves; Galliformes; Phasianidae. The record is from RefSeq and is a predicted model, not a curated record. The transcript is spliced from 10 exons. The coding region runs from base 2169 to 3365 and encodes 398 amino acids.